GCUUCUUAUUCGCGACCUAUUAUCGAAAUACGCAGAUACUCAAGACACAGUCAUCGACAUCCUACGUUCAGUUCGCUACCUGAGCUUCAGCAAUGCUCCGCUCACUCCUCUCGCGCGGUGGCCUCAUCCGCAACGACAGCUAUAUCUUUCCCACUGUCGAUCCCAACGAAGACGGUCCAGACUGCAAAAAAGACUGCGCCGACUGCACGGUGCAAUUUCCCUCCAAAGUGAAGGUUGAAACCUCCAGGCCGCUGUACGGUCACAUCAAGGAAUUCCACACCCAUGUCCUGGUCGCAACAGGCAAGUCGGAUUGGACCGAAAAGGUCGAGAAUGAGAAGGGGUCUCUGAUGGAAGCGUUUGAUGAGUCGUCUCACAAGUCGCAGCAUGGCCGCGUUAUGGUCUCCGCCUCGAAUCUCGAAUCCCCAGACACCGACGAGAAGUCCGAAGGAGCCACAAUUCUGCUGCUACCAUCAUUCACCUUCAUCGACUCCGUCCAACGAAGCGACAUCAACGAUGUCAUUACUCGCUUCAUCGACGCUCCCUUGUCCCAGAACGGCAUCCCCGCCAACCCUGAGUCCAAACUCUCCCCCCGACCCUGCCAGUACGAUUACAUGGUGCUGCUGUGUUCUCACCGACGACGGGACGCCCGCUGCGGAAUCACGGCCCCAUUGAUCAAGAAAGAGCUGGAGCGACACCUGCGCCCUCUCGGGCUAUACCGCGAUGCCAACGACGAGCGCCCCGGUGGCGUGGGGAUCUUCUUUGUAUCACAUGUGGGCGGACACAAGUUCUCCGCGAAUGUCCUGAUCUAUCGCAAAGAGCAGGAGCAGAUGAUCUGGCUGGCUAGGAUCAAACCAGAGCAUUGUGAGGGAGUCGUCAAAUACACCCUCUUGCAGGGGAAAGUGGUACACCCCGAGUCGCAGCUGCGAGGAGGAUUCGAUAGAAGUCGGGGCGUGACGAGUUGGUGAUACACGGCGAAAAUU
Messenger RNA from Aspergillus ibericus CBS 121593, 980 nucleotides. Its product is annotated as sucrase/ferredoxin-like domain-containing protein. Bases 93 to 965 code for a protein of 290 amino acids. The transcript has 2 exons. Lineage: Eukaryota; Fungi; Ascomycota; Eurotiomycetes; Eurotiales; Aspergillaceae. The record is from RefSeq and is a predicted model, not a curated record.